Poecilia latipinna (sailfin molly) is the source of this 1170-nucleotide messenger RNA. RefSeq names its product radial spoke head 14 homolog. The record is from RefSeq and is a predicted model, not a curated record. Lineage: Eukaryota; Metazoa; Chordata; Actinopteri; Cyprinodontiformes; Poeciliidae. The coding region runs from base 449 to 1135 and encodes 228 amino acids. The transcript has 4 exons.
CAACUCAAGUUACAUCAACUCAAAUUAUUCCAGUUACAUUUUUAUAGUUUAUUUUUAUUUACCAGACAUAAUAAAUCAAUAGUUUUAUAAAACAGAUAUCUGGUGGAUGUCUAACAGGAUUUCUGGUUGUUUUAAGGAAUUGAUGAUGAUUUAAUUCUGAUUUAUGAAACAUUUCAGGAAAGUUUUGCUCUUUAUCAUCUUUUAACUCUGACAUUUUCACCAGCAGGUGGCGCCUUAGAGUCACACAUAAAACUAACGAAAUGCAGCCACAGACCUGAUCAAUAAUCUAUAAAUCAAUAAUAAAUCUAGUGAUCGAGAGACCAUCAGAUUCUGAACUGGCGGGUUUUCCCUGCGGUCCCUGAACGCAGCAGCAAUGUUUACCCGCUGUUACUAGGCAACAGCGGCGUCAGUCCAACCGGCGGACUUGAAGCAGGGAAACGCGGUUCCGAUGACCACACCAGUGAUGGACCCGAACCGGGCCCCGGUGGCGUUCGGCCGCCGCGCGGUCCCGCAGCUGUUCGAGCAGCUGCAGGUCCAAGACCCCGCCCACAAGGUGCGCGCUCUGACGUCACUCUGCGACCUGGUCCACGAGCCGGAGCGGCUGUACCAGACCGUGACCGGAGGUUUCCUGAAGCAGCUGCAGGUUCUGCUGCAGGACGACGAUGCUGCAGUCAGGAGCAAAACCUGCGAACUGCUGCACCUGGUCAUGAACCACAGCAUCGGCAGGUCGGCUCUGCUGGCCUCCGGUCUGCUGCCUUCACUGUCCAACCUGAUGGACGACCCGUCCACCUCCUGCAGGACGAACGUCCACCGGGUGCUGAGCGGCCUGGCUCAGCUGCCUGCAGGCGCUGAGGCUCUCCUCUCUCUGGUCCCCAAGCUGAUGCUGAAGCUGCGUCACUUGGAGGAGGUGCGUCGGGAGAAGCAGGAGGAGGAACAGGAGCUGCUCCUCUCCACUCUGACCUCCUGCUCCAGGCUGGACCCCCUGCCGGCUCUGGCCUCCGACGGCGUCCCCAUCCUGGGACAGACGCUCACACACACUUCCCCAAGCAUCCGCAGGGAGGCGGCGGCUGCCCUGAUGGCGCUCAGGUCCGGCUGGAGAACGGGUCCAACGGGCGGGGGGGUUAACGUGUGUUAGUGUGUAUUAGUGUGUGUUAGUGUGUGUGUUAGUGU